AACAAAACGUCAACUAGAGAACAAUAAUGCCCAGAACCAGGAUACUAAUUCAUUGCAUGUAGAAUCACCUUCUGUUAAUAUUGAACAGCAGCUUUCUGAAUCUGAUCGAGAUCUUUUACAGAAUUUUCAUACUAAGAUUAAUAAACUUACAAAUAAAUUAUGUCCUAUUU
Molecule: messenger RNA, 170 nt
Organism: Dentiscutata erythropus
Lineage: Eukaryota; Fungi; Glomeromycota; Glomeromycetes; Diversisporales; Gigasporaceae
Source: the annotation of a GenBank genome assembly